CAGUUCUGAUUUACAGGGACUGCAUGGAUGCUGAUCUGCAUUAUGUGUGAGUGGAUGGGACUGAAUGAUCAGAUCAGAUUACAGAGGUUUUCCUCACUGCAGAAACAUUGAACGUGGACGUCCUGCGCAUGCAGAUGCAUUUUAAACCGCUUCAGCGCUCAUUUAGCAUGCUGUAGAUUAUUUCUUCUCUCUCACAUGGAUCCGGUUACAGAGCUUUUGUGCAGCGUACGUGAGUCAUGCCGCAUGUAAACAGAAGUGGAACGAGCCACGUCUACAUCUAUAGGGUUGUUUACAGCAUGGCGGGUGACAGGUUGCGUGUGGACUGGAGUCCGAGGAGUUCGUACUCCGACCUCGUGCUCCUGGGCAACACACGGACGAGUCUGGCGAGCGGCCUGUAUGAGACAUUUGGGCACGCCGAGCGUUACCUGAAGGUAAAUGUUGAGGACAACAACGACAUGUUACCGAAACCUCGACGCGCUGUUACCAUUCAAGAGAUCGCAGCGCUUGCUAGAUCUUCACUUCACGGUAUCUCACAGGUGGUUAAGGAUCAUGUGACAAAGCCCACAGCGAUGGCACAGGGGCGUGUGGCGCACCUGAUCGAGUGGAAUGGUUGGCGUAAACCCACAGACACACCCAGCGCUCUGGAGUCUCACCUCACAUCAUACUCACAUCUGUCUGAGGGGGAACAGGAGGCCAGAUUUGCUGCAGGGGUAGCGGAGCAGUUUGCCAUCGCGGAGGCGAAACUUCGUGCUUGGUCUUCGGUAGAUGGUGAUGAAUCGAAUGAUGAUUCAUAUGAUGAAGAUUUUCUACCUGCGAAUGAGCCGGUCACACAGAGCACAGAUCUUCCCUCGUACCCUAACUACCUGAGAGAUCUGAUACACACUCAGGUGUGUCAGAAUCGCCUGCGGGUUCGAGGUCUGUGCGAGGCGGAGAGCGGCGUCGGAGCUGACCUUUCACCUCCCGUAGGGUCGCCGGGGUCACCGUCCGAAACGCUCUGCUCCAGCAUGUGCAGUUUGGACGAAAGACACCCGCUGCUGCGAGACCUCGGACGCCACUCGGACACCCCCGCCGCUGACCUCGCCGCCAAAAUCCUCGGAGCUCUUCAGGGAGGGGAGGAGCUAUUGUUGGCCCGCCUCCAGAGGAUGGGCCACAGACGAGGCCACUCCCCUUGUUGCUUGGCGACGUAUUCCGAGACAUUCGAAGACGAGGACACGCCUUGUAAGGAUUGUGGAGGCAGAGUCUGCCUUCCUCCGGAGUAUUCCUCUCGUAGAAAGGUGUCGGACGUGGCUUCGUCUGGCGUAGUCUCGCUCGACGAGGAAGAAGUGGAUGGAGAUGAAGAGGAAGAGCAGUGACCGGUUUUGACUCUGCAUGUUUGUUUUGGACUAAUUUGCAUUUCGGUCUUUUUUCUCGUUGAAUUCUGGACACCAUUUGCUCUUGUGGUUUGACCUUUAAUCUUGUGUUUCUUUACCAAAUGGUGAAAAAUACUAGACUUGAACUUAAAACAUUCUCCAACUUAAAACAAAAGCGCUAGAAGUUUUACAAACGAGGAACAAAAGACUGACAUCGACCUUAUUAUCUCUGCAUGUCUUGCAAGUGCCGAACUGAAUGUGAAUCAUAAAUGUUUGGAUCUGGACGUCCAGUUGUAUAGCACGGUUUGUGGAUUUGGCUGUUGUGUAAUCUCGCUCCUUAUAUGAUGUCAUGCCCCAUUGCAUUCUGGGUCUUGAUGACAUAACGCCUGUUCCCCGGUCGCAUCUUUCGGGCAUGGCUUGCUGAAUACGUCAAACUGAUAUCUGAUCUGUCACAGUCGUUUAUGAAGCGACACAGGAAUGCUGAAUGUUUAUAACGUGACAGAAAGAUUUAUUACAAAACAUAGAAUGCCUAAGAAAACUGACGAUCAAGUUUUUUACGUUUUUGUUGAAUUCUUAUUAUUUUGACUCUUCAUACUCAGUGGAACAUUUGAUUUGUUAAUAUUUCAAGAUCAUUAUUGUCCUAAGAUGAACACAUUGAAUGUGUAGGAGUAAUUCAAGUGUUGUUGAAUGGAUGUAAAAGACGAAGCUUCGUGUUCGUGGACCUUUUUGAGAGUUGCUCUAUUUUUGUACCGUGUGGUUUUUGCGGUGAAUAACUGAGUAACGCUGUGGUUCGUUCACUUGUUUAUUGCUUUAUUUCUCGAUUUCCCUGUCCCUGAAUUAUCACUGUGUGAUAUUGUCGACAUCAGGAAAAAACUAAACUAAUGUGAAAAA
Molecule: messenger RNA, 2240 nt
Organism: Paramisgurnus dabryanus
Lineage: Eukaryota; Metazoa; Chordata; Actinopteri; Cypriniformes; Cobitidae
Gene: fam131ab
Product: family with sequence similarity 131 member Ab
Source: RefSeq, a predicted model, not a curated record